AGAUAGAACAAAGAAUCAUUACACUAUAAAAAAAAAAACCAAUAUUUGAGGGUAGUAUGCUCAAAGAAUUUUGCCCCCCUUGAAGCGUCUUCUUCUUCUAAGAAUUAUUACUAUGUUAUCAUUAAUUCACUUUUAUGGUUAUAAUAUUCCUCCUUUUUCACAUGUCAACAAAUUUUCUCCUUUAAAAUCCAAGACAAGAGCCUUUGGUAUCUUUGCAAGCAACAAAUCUCAUAUUUACUUAGCCAAUAUGGAACAAGAAAGAGAUCAAGAGAGAUCAAUGGAUAUUAGUCUUAAAGACCUCUCUAAGCAACUUGAAGAUUUUGCUAAGGUUAGAAAUUGGGAGAAGUAUCAUAGCCCUAGGAAUUUGCUACUUGCCAUGGUAGGUGAAGUAGGGGAGUUAUCAGAAAUAUUCCAAUGGAGAGGAGAAGUGGAUAAAGGGUUACCAAAUUGGGAAGAAUCAGAUAAAGAGCAUCUUGGUGAAGAAUUAUCUGAUGUUUUGCUUUAUCUCAUUAGAUUGGCUGAUAUUUGUGGCAUUGAUCUUGGUGAUGCUGCUGCCAAAAAGAUUCUCAAGAACUCUAUCAAAUAUCCUGAGCCCAAAAUGAAACGAGAAUUCAUAUAGUCGAUCUCAAUAACAUAUUUGAAACUAAGGCAUAGUAAUUAUUAUUGUUGUUUGUUUUCUUAACUAAGUGUGUAUCAUGAUGAGAAGAGUUUUUUGUUUGGUGGAUCAUUUUGGUGAUACUAGAAAUAAAAAAAUAUAUACAACUUACUAUAUA
Messenger RNA from Solanum stenotomum, 773 nucleotides. RefSeq lists its product as uncharacterized. Gene Ontology annotation, molecular function: nucleoside triphosphate diphosphatase activity. The record is from RefSeq and is a predicted model, not a curated record. The transcript has 2 exons. Bases 113 to 619 code for a protein of 168 amino acids. Gene Ontology annotation, biological process: nucleoside triphosphate catabolic process. Lineage: Eukaryota; Viridiplantae; Streptophyta; Magnoliopsida; Solanales; Solanaceae.